AUGACCAUACAAGAUUGGAAGCAACCAAGGUCAAUUACGGAAGUGAGGAGUUUCCUCGGUCUCGCAGGCUACUACCGAAGGUUCAUUAAGGAUUUUUCUAAAAUAACCCGGCCGCUAUCCCAGUUUACACGGAAGGACCUCAAGUUUGUAUGGAAUGAGAAGGUGGAGGCGACCUUCCAAGAGUUGAAAGAUAAACUGAUGUCAAUACCUGUACUCGUAUUACUUGAGCAGGGGGUCAAGUACACCGUCUAUACUGACGCCUCCUGUGCGGGCUUGGGUUACGUACUCAUGCAGAAGGACAAAGCAAUUACUUACGCAUCUUGA
Magnolia sinica is the source of this 324-nucleotide messenger RNA. RefSeq lists its product as uncharacterized. NCBI's taxonomy places the organism in Eukaryota, Viridiplantae, Streptophyta, Magnoliopsida, Magnoliales, Magnoliaceae. The transcript has a single exon. The coding region runs from base 1 to 324 and encodes 107 amino acids. The record is from RefSeq and is a predicted model, not a curated record.